UAUGCUUUAUCAAGUUCAAGAUCGUAUUCGUUACAAUAAAAAAUACGAAGCGGCUAGUAGAUUACGAAUUGGAAGAAAGAAACUGUACAACUUAAUUCCAAGUGAAGCCAUAAUCGAUGAUUUUAUUUUAGCUUGGUCAUUAACACCUUUAAGCGAAGGAACUUCUAUUAUUAUCAACGAAACAAAUAGAGUAUUAGCAAAUAAUACAAUAAAAUUACUUCAUAAUUCGGGAGAAUCGGUUUCAAUUCUUGAACAAGGUAUUAAACUUUCUCCAGGAUUCCAUUAUAAUUUGGGAAUAGACGUUGAAACUAUUAAAUUAUUACCAUUUCCGUAUGGAGACUGUUUGGAUAUGAUUGGUUAUAGAAGAUCUUGUUGA
Messenger RNA from Dimorphilus gyrociliatus, 376 nucleotides. NCBI's taxonomy places the organism in Eukaryota, Metazoa, Annelida, Polychaeta, Dinophilidae. The record is from the annotation of a GenBank genome assembly.